CGCCGGAGCUGCUCGGAGGAGGGGGCCGAUCGCGGCAGCGGCGCCCCGGCCCGGCCCGAGGGAGCAGCCCCGCCCGCCCCGGCGCGCCCCCCGCCCGCCCGCCCGCAGCGCCCCGCACCGGCCCCGCGCCCCGCCCGGCCUGCCCGCGCCCGCGCCCGCGCCAUGAACUUCCAGGCGGGCGGGGGGCAGAGCCCGCAGCAGCAGCCCAGCCUGGCGGCGCCGGGGGGCGGCGGCGGCGGCGGCGGCGGCGCGGGGGGCGGCGGGCAGUUCGGCGGCGCGGGGCCGGGGGCCGGGGGCGGCGGCGGGGCUCAGCAGCUGGCCGCCGGGCCCCCCCCGCCCUUCGCGCUCUCCAACUCGGCGGCCAUCCGCGCGGAGAUCCAGCGCUUCGAGUCGGUGCACCCCAACAUCUACGCCAUCUACGACCUGGUGGAGCGCGUCGAGGACCUGGCGCUGCAGAACCAGAUCCGGGAGCACGUCAUCUCCAUCGAGGAUUCCUUUGUGAACAGCCAGGAGUGGACACUCAGCCGCUCAGUGCCUGAGCUCAAAGUGGGCAUCGUGGGUAAUCUGUCCAGUGGGAAGUCGGCCCUGGUGCACCGCUACCUGACCGGGACAUACGUGCAGGAGGAGUCCCCUGAGGGGGGACGGUUUAAGAAGGAGAUCGUGGUGGACGGCCAGAGCUACCUGCUGCUGAUCCGAGAUGAAGGCGGCCCCCCCGAGCUGCAGUUCGCCGCCUGGGUGGACGCUGUGGUGUUCGUGUUCAGCUUGGAGGAUGAGAUCAGCUUCCACACAGUGUACAAUUACUUCCUGCGCCUCUGCAGCUUUCGCAAUGCCAGCGAGGUACCCAUGGUGCUGGUGGGCACGCAGGACGCCAUCAGCUCCACCAACCCACGGGUUAUCGACGACGGCCGGGCCCGCAAGCUCUCCACAGACCUGAAGCGGUGCACCUACUACGAGACCUGCGCCACCUAUGGGCUCAACGUGGAGCGAGUCUUCCAGGAUGUGGCCCAGAAGGUGGUGGCCUUGCGGAAGAAGCAGCAGCUGGCCAUCGGGCCCUGCAAGUCACUGCCCAACUCCCCCAGCCACUCGGCCGUGUCUGCCGCCUCCAUCCCGUCCGUGCACAUCAACCAGGUGAGCCCCUGCCCAGGCCUGCCUUCCCUGGCCACCUCCGUGCCCGCCUCUGUCCCUCCCCGAUCGUGGUGCUGAGUGGGCUGGUGUGUG
This is a messenger RNA of Erinaceus europaeus (western European hedgehog), 1218 nucleotides long. It is a transcript of the gene AGAP3, whose product is annotated as ArfGAP with GTPase domain, ankyrin repeat and PH domain 3. The record is from RefSeq and is a predicted model, not a curated record. The transcript has 7 exons. Gene Ontology annotation, molecular function: GTP binding; GTPase activity. Bases 163 to 1203 code for a protein of 346 amino acids. Gene Ontology annotation, cellular component: nucleus. Gene Ontology annotation, biological process: proteasome-mediated ubiquitin-dependent protein catabolic process. NCBI's taxonomy places the organism in Eukaryota, Metazoa, Chordata, Mammalia, Eulipotyphla, Erinaceidae.